This is a messenger RNA of Choloepus didactylus (southern two-toed sloth), 14130 nucleotides long. It is a transcript of the gene APOB, whose product is annotated as apolipoprotein B. Lineage: Eukaryota; Metazoa; Chordata; Mammalia; Pilosa; Megalonychidae. The record is from RefSeq and is a predicted model, not a curated record. Gene Ontology annotation, cellular component: low-density lipoprotein particle; mature chylomicron; very-low-density lipoprotein particle. Gene Ontology annotation, molecular function: cholesterol transfer activity; low-density lipoprotein particle receptor binding. Gene Ontology annotation, biological process: cholesterol transport; cholesterol homeostasis; triglyceride mobilization. Bases 91 to 13761 code for a protein of 4556 amino acids. The transcript has 29 exons.
GCUGCCACCUCGGGGCGCGGGUCCCCGCGGAGCCAGGGAGCGGGAGCCAGAGGAGGCCGCAGCCAGGAGCCGCCCCCCGCCGGCCCGGCCAUGGGCCCCCCGAGGCCCGCGCUGCUGCUGCUGCCGCUGCUGGUCCUGGGCAGCUGCGCCUCGGCGCAAGAGGAAGUGCCGGAAAAUGCCAGCCCCAGCUGCACAAAAGACGCAACUCGAUUCAAGCAUCUCAAGAAGUACGUGUACAGCUACGAGGCUGAGAGCUCCACUGGGGUCCCUGGGACUGCGGAUUCAAGAAGCGUCACCAAGAUCAACUGCAAGGUGGAGCUGGAGGUCCCCCAACUCUGCAGCUUCAUCCUGAGGACGAGCCAGUGCACCCUGAAAGAGGUGUACGGCUUCAGCCCUGAGGGCAAGGCCUUACUAAAGAAGACCAGGAACUCGGAGGAGUUUGCCGCGGCCAUGUCCAAGCACGAGCUGAGGCUGAGCACGCCUGAAGGGAGGCCAGUGUUGCUUUACCCGGAGAAGGACGAGCCCAAGCACAUCCUGAACAUCAAGAGGGGCAUCAUUUCCGCCCUUCUCGUCCCCCUGGAGACCGAAGAGGCCAAGCGCGUGCUGUUGCUGGAUACCGUGUACGGAAACUGCUCCAGUGACUUCACGGUGAAAACAAAGAAGGGAAAUGUGGCAACCGAAGUAUCCAUUGAAAGAAACCUGGAGGCCUGUGAUCACUUCAAGCCCAUCACAACCAGCGUGAGCCCACUAGCUUUCAUCCAAGGCAUGGUCCGCCCCCUGUCCACUCUGAUCAGCAGCAGCCAGUCCUGCCAGUACUCCCUGGACCACAAGAAGAAGCACGUGUCAGAAGCCACCUGCAAGGAGCAGCACCUCUUCCUGCCUUUCUCCUACAAGGAGAAGUAUGGAAUGGUGGCUCACGUUACACAGUCUUUGAAACUUGGAGAGACACCCAAGAUCAACAGCCGCUUCUUUGAGGAAGGUGCCCAAGGGGUGAGCCUUGCCUUUGAGAGCACCAAAUCCACCUCACCUCCCAAGCAGGCUGAGGCUGUUUUGAAGACCCUCCAGGAGCUGCAAAAGCUCUCCAUCUCUGAGCAGAAUGCCCAGAGAGCUAACCUCUUCAACAAACUGGUCACCGAGCUGAGAGGCCUCAGCGACGAGGCGGUCGCAUCCCUCUUGCCAAAGCUGACCGAGGUGUCCAGCCCCAUCACUCUGCAGGCUCUGGUCCAGUGCGGGCAGCCGCAGUGUUAUACUCACAUCCUCCAGUGGCUGAGGAAUGAGAAAGCCAGCCCUCUCCUGAUAGACGUGGUGACUUACCUGGUGGCCCUCAUCCCAGAGCCCUCGGCGCAGAGGCUGCGGGAGGUCUUUACCAUGGCGAAAGAGCAGCAGAGCCGGGCCACCUUCUACGCCCUCAGCCACGUGGUCAACAACUAUUAUGAGGCCACGCAGCAGGUGACCCAGGACCUGCUGGACAUUGCUGACUACCUGUUGGCACAGAUUCACAGUGACUGCGCAGGGGACAAAGAGCACACCUACUUGGUUCUGAGGGUCAUUGGAAAUAUGGGCAAAACCCUGGAGCAGGUGAACCCGAGACUGAAGUCUUCAGUUCUGAAAUGUGUCAAAAGUACAGAGCCAGCACUGCUGAUUCAGAAGGCUGCAAUCCAGGCACUGCGGAAAAUGGCCCUUACAGAGGAGGUCCGGGGAGUCCUUCUUCAGGCCUUCCUCAGUGGCGCUUCUCCAGCAGAUAAGCGGCUGGCUGCCUACCUCAUGCUGAUGAGGGAUCCUUCCCAAUCAGAUAUUAACAGAAUUGCCCGGCUUCUCCUACGGGAACAGAAUGACCAAGUGAAGAACUUUGUGGCUUCCCACAUUGCCAACAUCUUAAAUUCAGAAGAAUCGAACCUCAAAGAUCUGAAAAAGUUAGUGGAGGAAGCUCUGAAAGGAUAUCAACUUCCAACUCCCAUGGAUUUCAAAAAAUUUUCCCGGAACUAUCAACUUGUCAAAUCUGUGUCUCUUCCAUCACUUGACCCAGUCUCAGCCAAAAUUGAAGGGAAUCUUAUAUUUGAUCCGAAUAAUUACCUUCCUAAAGAAAGCAUGCUAAAAGCAACUCUCAAUAUCUUUGGAUUUGCUCCAGGUGACCUCUUCGAGAUUGGCUUGGAAGGAAAAGGCUUUGAGCCAACAAUAGAAGCUCUCUUUGGGAAGAAAGGAUUUUUCCCGGACAGUGUCAACAAGGCUUUGUACUGGGCUGAUGGUCAAGUUCCUGAUCAUGUAUCCAAGGUUUUAGUGGACCACUUUGGCUACACCAAAGAUGAUAAACGUGAGCAGGACAUGGUGAAUGGAAUUAUGCUCAGUGUUGAGAAGCUGAUCAAAGAUUUGAAAUCCAGCGAAGUCCCAGAAGCCAGAGCCUACCUCCGCAUCCUGGGAGAGGAGCUUGGCUUCGUCAGGCUCCAGGACCUCCAGCUCCUGGGCAGGCUGCUGCUGAGUGCCACCCGCUCUCUGCAGGGGGUUCCCCAGAUGAUCGGAGAGGCCAUAAGGAAAGGUUCAAAGAAUGACUUGUUUCUUCACUACAUCUUCAUGGACAACGCCUUUGAGCUCCCCACGGGAGCUGGGAUACAGCUGCAAGUGUCCUCAUCUGGGGUCAUCACUCCUGGGAUCAAGGCUGGUGUGAAACUUGAAUUAGCCAAUAUGCAGGCAGAACUGGUGACAAAGCCUUCUGUGUCACUCGAGUUUGUGAUGCACAUGGGCACCAUCAUCCCAGACUUUGCUAGGAACGGGGUCCAAAUGAACACCAACCUCUUCCACGAGUCAGGCUUGGAGGCUCGUGUUGCCCUGAGAGCCGGGCAGCUGAAGGUCAUCGUUCCUUCUCCAAAGAGGCCGGUCAAGCUGUUCAGCGUCAGCAACACGUUGCAUUUGGUCUCUACCACCAAAACGGAAGUGAUUCCGCCUCUCAUUGAGAACAGGCAGUCCUGGUCAACCUGCCAGCCUUUCUUCACGGGCCUCAACUACUGCACCACUGGCGCUUACUCCAACGCCAGCUCCACCGACUCGGCCUCCUAUUACCCACUGACCGGGGACACCAGAUUUGAACUGGAGCUGAAGCCGACUGGAGAGGUGGAGCAGUACACUGCCAGUGCCACGUACGAACUCCAGAGGGAAGGCAGAGCCUUGGUGGACACGCUGAAGUUUCUAGCUCAGGCGGAAGGUGAGAAACAGACCGAGGCUUCCAUGAUGUUCAAAUACAACCGGCAGAGCAUGACUUUGUCCAGUGAAAUGCAAAUUCCAGAUUUCGGCGUCGACUUUGGGACGAUCCUCAGAGUUAGUGAUGAGUCUGUUAAGGAAAAAAAGUCUUACAAGCUCACCUUGGACAUUCAGAACCAGAAGAUCACUGAGGUCUCUCUCACCGGCCACAUGAGUUUUGAUGGUAAGGAAGAAGGCAAAAUCAAAGGUGUGAUUUCCGUACCCCGUUUGCAAGCAGAAGUCAGGAGUGAGAUCCUCACCCAGUGGUUCCCCACGAAGCUGCUCCUACAGAUGGACUCCUCUGCUACAGCGUACGGCUCAACAAUUUCCAAGAAGGUGGUGUGGCGCCAUGAUGAAGAAAAAAUUGAAUUUGAAUGGAAGACAGGCACCAACAUGGAUACCAAAAAAGUGGCUUCCAAUUUCCCAGUGGAUCUCUCCGAUUAUCCUAGAAGCUUGCAUGCAUACACAAAUAGUCUCUUGGAUUACAGAGUUCCUCAAACAAGCAUGACCUUCCGACACAUGGGUUCCAAAUUAAUAGUUGCAACAAACACAUGGCUUCAGAAAGUAUCCGGGCAUCUUCCUUAUGCCAAGGUUUUGCAGGAUCACCUCAGCGGCUUAGAGGAGCUGAACCUACAGAGAAUGGGGUUGCCAGACUUCCACAUCCCACAAAACCUAUUCCUGAAAAGUGAUGGCCGGGUCAGAUACACCUCGAACAAGCACAGUGUACAGAUUGACAUUCCUUUGCCUUUGGGUGGCAAAACUUCCAAAGACCUAAAGAUCUUAGAGAGUGUUCGGACCCCAGCGCUCAACUUCAGGUCUGUGGGAUUCCACCUGCCAGCUCGGGAGUUCCAAAUCCCCGCUUUUACCAUCCCCAAGUUGUACCAGCUGAAGGUGCCUCUCCUGGGAGUUCUGGACCUCUCCACGAAUGUCUACAGCAACUUGUACAACUGGUCUGCUUCCUACACAGGCGGCAACACUAGCACUGACCACUUCAGCCUUCUGGCUCGGUACCGGGUCAAGGCCGAUUCCGUGGUGGAUCUGCUGUCCUACAGCGUGCAAGGAUCUGGAGAGACAACCUAUGACCGCAGGAAUGUCUUCACGUUAUCAUGUGAUGGAUCUCUACACCACAAAUUUCUGGAUUCAAAUAUCAAAUUCAGUCAUGUAGAAAAAAGAGGAAAUAGUUCAGCCUCGAAAAGUUUACUAACAUUUGAUACAUCCAGUGCCUGGGGACCACAGAUGUCUGCUUCGGUCCAUUUGGACUCAAAAAAGAAGCAGCAUCUGUACGUCAAGGAAGUCAAGGUUGAUGGGCAGUUCCGAGUCUCCUCUUUCUAUGCUAAGGGCACCUACGGCCUGUCUUAUCAGAGGGACACCAGGACAGGCCAGAUUGACGGAGAGUCCAACCUGAUGUUUAACUCCUCCUACGUCCAUGGCACCAACAGGAUCACGGGAAGAUACGAAGAUGGCAGACUCUCCCUCACCUCCACCUCUGAUCUGCAAGAUGGCAUCAUUAAACAGGCAGCCUCCCUGAAAUAUGAGAACUAUGAGCUGACCCUGAAGUCAGACACCAACGGGAAGUACGAGGACUUCGCCACUUCUAACAAGCUGGACCUGACCUUCUCCGAACAGAAUGCGUUGCUGCGCUCCGAGUAUCAGGCCGAUUACAAGUCACUGAGGUUCUUCACCAUGCUCUCGGGAUCCCUAAAUUCCCAAGGCCUUGAACUGAAUGCUGAUGUCUUGGGCACGGACACGGCCAACAGUGGUGCGCACAAGGCGACACUCAGGAUUGGCCAGGACGGACUGUCCACCAGUGCGACCACUAACCUGAAGUAUAGUCCGCUGGUGCUGGAGAACGAGCUGAACGCAGGGCUAGGCCCCUCGGGGGCAUCGAUGAAAUUGACAACCAACGGCCGCUUCAGGGAGCACAAUGCAAAAUUCAGUCUAGAUGGGAAAGCCGCCCUCACAGAGGUGUCCCUGGGCAGUGUUUAUCAGGCCAUGGUUCUGGGUGCUGACAGCAAAAACAUCUUCAACUUCAAGCUCAACAAAGAAGGACUUAAGGUUUCCAAUGACAUGAUGGGAUCCUAUGCUGACAUGAAACUUGACUACGCAAACAGUCUGAACAUCGCAGGGUUAUCGCUGGACUUCUCUUCAAAACUUGACAACAUUUACAGCUCGGACAAGUUUUAUAAGCAAAACUUUAACUUAUUGCUACAGCCCUAUUCUCUGGUAACUACCUUAAACAAUGACUUGAAAUACAGCUCUCUAGAUCUGACCAACAAUGGGAAAUUACGGCUGGAGCCCCUGAAGCUGAAUGUGGGUGGCAACAUAAAAGGAGCCUACCAGAACAAUGAAAUAAAACACAUCUACACCAUUUCUUAUGCUGACUUGUCAGCCAGUUAUAAAGCAGACACUGUGGCUAAGGUUCAGGGCUCAGAGUUUAGCCACCGGCUCAGCACAGACAUUGCGGGGCUGGCUUCAGCCAUUGACAUCAGUACAAACUAUAAUUCAGACUCGCUGCAUUUCAGCAAUGUCUUCCACUCUGUGAUGGCCCCAUUUACAAUGACUGUUGAUGCACAUACAAAUGGGAACGGGAAACUGGUUCUCUGGGGGGAACACACAGGGCAGUUGUAUAGCAAGUUCCUGUUGAAAGCAGAACCCCUAGCCCUUACUUUCUCUCAUGAUUACAAAGGAUCCACAGGCCACCGUCUCAUGUCCAGCCAAAGCAUCAGCACUGUUCUCGAUCACAAAGUCAACGUCCUGCUUACUCCAGCUGAGCAGACGGGGGCCUGGAAACUCAAGACCCAACUGAACCAAAAUGAAUACAGCCAGGACUUAGAUGCUUACAAUACCAAAGACAAAAUAGGUGUGGAGCUCAGAGGACGAGGCUUGGCUGACCUCACUGUGUUAGAUGUACCAAUUAAAGUGCCAUUUUUGCUCAGUAAGCCAGUCAACCUGAUUGAUACUCUAUUGAUGAGGGAUGUUGUUGACCAGCCCCAAGAAUUCACUGCUUUUGCUUCUGUAAAGUAUGAUAAGAACCAAAAUGUGCACACCAUCAACCUCCCAUUCUUGAAAAUUCUGCCAGCAUAUUUUGAGAGGAAUCAAAAGGCAAUUAUAGCUUUGCUAGAAAGCAUGCAGAAAAAAAUGAAACACAUCAAUAUUGAUCAAUUUGUAAGGAAAUACAAAGCAGCCUUGGACAAACUCCCACAGCAAGUUAAUGACUAUUUGAGCACAUUAAAUUGGGAGGGACAAGUGACAAAUGCCAAGAAGAAACUAACUGCUUUCACAAAAAAUUUUAAAAUUACAGCAGAUGAUCUGCAAAUCAUACUGGAUGAUGCCAAAAUCAACUUUAAUGACAAACUCUCUCAACUACAGACAAAUGUGAUACAAUUUGAUCAGUAUAUUAAAGAUAAUUAUGAUCUACAUGAUUUUAAAGCAGCUAUUGCUAAGAUUAUUGACCGAAUCAUUGAAAAAUUGAAAAUUCUUGAUGAACAUUAUCAUAUCCAUGUAAAUUUAGUAAAAGCAAUCCAUAAUUUAUAUGUGCUUAUUGAAAAGAUUGAUUUUAACCAAAUUGGAAAUAGUUCUGCAUCUUGGAUUCAAAAUGUAGAUACUAAGUAUCAAAUCAGAAUCCAGAUACAAGAAAAAUUGCAACAGAUUGAGACACAGAUUCAGAAUAUAGACAUCCAGCACCUUGCCCAAAAGUUAAAGCAACAGGUCGACGCUAUCAAUGUCAGGGUGCUUUUGGAUCAGUUGAGAACUGCAAUUCCAAUUCAAAGAAUAAAGGACUUUAUUGAGCAUCUGAAAUACUUUGUUAUAAAUGUUAUAGAAGAUUUUGAAGUAACUGAGAAAAUCAAUGUUUUCAAUGCUAAAGUCAGUGAGUUAAUUAAGAAGUAUGAGGUAGACCAACGAGUCCAGGUUUUAAUGGAUAAAUCCGUACAGUUGGCCCAUCAAUAUAAGUUGAAAGAGACUGUUCGGAAGCUAAGCAAUAUCGUAAAACAAGUUGACAUAAAAUAUUACUUUGAGAAAUCAUUUGGGUUGAUUGACGAUGCUGUUAAGAAGCUUAAAGCAAUGAAUUUUGAAAAAUUUAUUGAAGAAGUAAACAGAUUCCUUGACACAUUGGUAAAGAAAUUAAGGUCAUUUGAUUACAACCAGUUUGUGGAUGGAACCAAUAGCAAAAUCCGUGAGGUGACUCAGAGAAUCAAUGGUGAAAUCCGGGCCUUGGAGCUGCCACAGAAGGCUGAAGCAGUCAAAUUGUUCGCAGAGGAGGUCAAAGCAGUGGCCUCAGAGUAUCUGGAAAACCUGAAGGAUACCAAAAUAAGCUCGCUCCUCGACUGGUUACACGAUGCUUUAAGUUCAGCACCUUUGAAGGACGUGAAAGCCAAAUUCCAAGAGACCCUAGAAGAUGUACGGGAGCGAAUAUAUCAAAUGGACAUUCAGCAGGAACUGCAGCGAUACCUGUCUCUGAUAAGCCAGGCUUACGGCACGCUUGUCACUUACGUUUCUGAUUGGUGGACGCUUGCUGCUAAGAACCUCACUGACUUUGCACAGCAGUAUUCUUUCCAGGACUGGGCUGAAAAACUGAAAGCCCUGGUAGAGCAGGGGUUCACUUUUCCUGAAAUCCAGACCAUCUUCGGGACCAUGCCUGCCUUCAAAGUCAGCCUCCGUGCUCUCCAGGAAGCCACAUUUCAGACUCCUGACUUCAUAGUCCCCUUGACAGAUUUGAGAAUUCCAUCAGUUCAGAUAAAUUUCAAAAAACUGAAAGACAUAAAAAUCCCACCCACGUUCACCACUCCAGAAUUUACAGUCCUCGCUACCUUCCAUGUUCCUUCUUUUACAAUCGACUUGGUGGAAAUGAAGGUCAAGAUCAUCCGAACCAUCGACCAAAUGCUGAACAGUGAGCUGCAGUGGCCACUUCCAGAAGUGUAUCUAAGGGAUCUGAAGGUGCAUGAAACCCUCCUUGCUAGAAUCACCCUGCCAAACUUCUAUGUACCAGAAGUCACAAUUCCAGAAAUCGUAAUACCUAAUUUGAACUUGAAAGAUUUCCAAGUUCCUGAUCUUCACAUCCCAGAAUUCCAGCUUCCCCGCAUCUCACACACCAUUGAAGUACCUACCUUUGGCAAGCUGCAUGGCACUUUGAAAAUCCAGUCUCCUCUUAUGACAUUAGACACAACUGCCGGCAUUCAGAAUGUAACCACGUCAGCGAACAAGGCAGAGAUCGUGGCUUCCAUCACCGCCAAAGGACAAUCUAAAUUUGAAGUUCUUACUUUUGAUUUUCAAGCAAAUGCACAACUUUCAGCCCCUGAGAUUAAUCCACUGGUUAUGAAGGAAUCUGUGAAAUUCUCCAGCAAGUACCUUAGAACAGAGCAUGAGAGUGAAGCGCUCAUACUUGGAAGCACUCUCACAGGAAAAUCAAACACGGUGGCAAGCUUGCACACAGAAAAAAAUACGCUGGAGCUUAGUAACAGUGUGCUUGUCAAGAUAAGCAAACAGUUUACUCUGGACAGCAGCACAAAAUACGUCCACACGUUGAACAUCCCCACCCUGGACUUCUCCAGUCAGGCCGACCUGCGCAAUGAAAUCAAGACCUUGUUGGAGGCUGGACACUUGUCAUGGGCAUCUUCUGGAACGGGGUCAUGGAAGUGGGCCAGCCCCAAAUUCUCAGAUGAGGGAACACAUGAAUCACAUGUGAGCCUCACUGUGGAAGGACCUGUCACUUCCUUUGGAUUCUCCAACAAGAUCAACAGCAAACACCUCAGAGUAAACCAAAACAUGAUCCAUGAAUCUGGCUUCCUCAAUUUUUCUAAAUUUGAAAUCCAAUCACAAGUUGAAUCCCAGCACGUGGGACACAGCGUCCUCACUGCCAAAGGUGCAGCGCUGCUUGGAGACAUGAAGGCAGAGGUGACUGGCACGCACGAGGCACAUUUAGCUGGAAAAGUUACCGGAACUUUGAAAAAUUCUCUUUUCUUUUUGGCACAGCCAUUUGAGAUCACUGCAUCCACAAACAAUGAAGGGAAUUUGAAAGUUAGUUUUCCAUUAAAAUUGUCAGGGAAGAUAGACUUUCUGAAUAACUAUGCACUGUCUCUGGGUCCCAGGGUCCAGCAAGCAAGUUGGCAAGCAAGUGGCAGGUUCAAUCAGUAUAAGUACAAUCAAAAUUUCUCUGCUGGAAACAAUGAGAACAGCAUGGAAGCUCACAUAGGAAUGAACGGAGAAGCUAAUCUGGAUUUCUUAAACACUCCUUUAACAAUUCCUGAAAUGACUCUACCUUACACAUCACUCACUACUCCUCAGCUGAAAGAUUUCUCCAUAUGGGAAAAAACAGGCUUGAAAAAAUUCUUGAGAACAACAGGGCAAUCAUUUGAUUUAACUGUCAAGGCUCAGUAUAAGAAAAACAAAGACAAGCAUUCCAUCCCAAUUCCUUUGGAUGUGAUUUAUGACUUUAUCAGCCAGAACAUCAAUUCCUUCAACAGGCAUUUUGAGAAAGGCAGAGACAGUGCAUUAGAUUUUCUUACCAAAUCCUAUAAUGAAGCAAAAACUAAGGUUGAAAAGUACAAAGUUGAAACAUCCCUCAACGAACUCCCCAGGACUUUUCGAAUUCCUGGAUACACCAUUCCAGUCCUCAACAUUGAAGUGACUCCACUCACGGUAGAGAUGUUAGCAUUCGGCUAUGUGAUCCCAAAAGAGAUCAGCACCCCCAGACUCACCAUCCCAGGGUCUGACUUGUAUGUACCUUCCUACACCUUAGUCUUGCCAUCCCUGGAGCUGCCAGCCCUUCAUGUUCCUCAGAAUCUUCGCAAGCUCUCCCUUCCAGAUUUCAAGUUUUUAAGUAACCCGGAUAAUGUUUUUAUUCCAGCCAUGGGAAAUAUUACCUGUGACUUUUCUUUUAAGUCAACAGUCUUCACCCUAAAUACCAAUGCUGGACUUUAUAACCAGUCAGAUAUUGUUGCUCAUUUCCUUUCCUCCUCUUCUUCCAUCUUUGAUGCCUUGCAGUUCAAAUUAGAGGGCACCUCGAGUUUGACAAGGAAAAGAGGGUUGAAGUUAGCCACAGCUUUGUCUCUGAAUAAUAAAUUUGUGGAAGGCAGCCAUGACAGUACCAUUAGCUUAAAUAAGAAAAACAUGGAAACAUCAGUGACAACAACCGCGAAAGUCCAAAGUCCAAUUUUGCGAAUGAAUUUCAAGCAAGAACUUAAUGGAAAUACAAAGUCAAAACCCACCGUUUCUUCAUCCAUUGAAUUAAAGUAUGACUUCAAUUCUCCCAAGCUGCAUUCUACUGCUAAAGGGGCAAUUGAGCACAAGCUCAGCCUAGAAACCCUCACCUCUUACUUUUCCAUUGAGUCAUCCACCAAAGGAGAUGUCAAGGGUUCGGUCCUUUCGCAAGAAUAUUCUGGGAUCAUUGCCAGUCAGGCCAGCACUUAUUUGAAUUCCAAGGGCUCUCGGUCUUCAGUGGAGCUGCAAGGAGCUUCCAAAGUUGAUGGUAUAUGGAACUUUGAAGUAAAAGAAAAUUUUGCUGGAGAAGCCACUCUCCAACGCAUAUAUGCCAUCUGGGAACGCAAUAUGAUAAACCGUUUACAGCUAGAAGGCCUCCUUCUAACAAACGGAGAGCAUACCAGCAAAGCCACCCUGGAACUCUCCCCAUGGAAAAUGUCAGCCCUUGUUCAGGUCCGUGCAAGCCAGCCCAGUUCCCUCCUUGAUCUCCCUUACCUUGGCCAGGAAUUGGCCCUGAAUGUUAACAUGGGGACCCAGAAGGCCAGCUGGAAAAGUGAGGUUCAGCUUCUUUCUGGGUCUCUCCAGAACAAUGUACAGCUUUCCAAUGACCAACAAGAGGUGCGCCUUGAUAUUGCAGGAUCUUUAGAGGGAUACCUGCGGUUCCUCAAAGAAAUCAUCCUACCAGUUUACGAUAAGAGCUUAUGGGACCUCCUCAAGCUGAAUGUAACCACCAGCAUCCACAAAAGACAGUACCUCCGUGCUUCUACUGCCCUUGUAUACACCAAAAACCCCGAUGGCUAUUCUCUCUCUUUCCCUGUGCAAGAACUGCCUGAUAAAUUUAUUAUCCCCAGACUGAAACCAAAGGAUCCAGAUUCAGGUCUUGCCACUCCUACAUUCCAAGUCCCAUUUACUGAUCUUCAGGUUCCAUCAUACACACUUGACUUCAGUGAAAUAAAAAUCUACAAGAAGCUGACUACUCCCCCAUUUACUCUCAACAUACGAACACUACCCAAAGUCAAAUUCCCCAAAGUUGAUGUGUUCACGAAAUAUUCUGAAUCAGAAGUCUCCACAGUUCCCUUUUUUGAGAUAACUGUGCCUGAAUUUCAGUUAACUUUGUCACAGUUCAGCCUUCCAAAGAGUAUUUCAGUUGGCAGUGCUGUCUUGGAUCUAAAUAAGUUGGCCAAAAAGAUUGCAGACUUCGAUUUGCCAACCAUCAGCAUGCCUGAGCAGACAAUUGAGAUCCCUUCCAUUAAGUUAUCUGUACCUGCUGGGGUUUUCAUUCCUUUCUUUGGAGCACUGACUGCACGUUUGGAGGUGGACUCUCCCCUGUACAAGGCCACUUGGAGUGCUGGCUUGAAAAACAAAGCAGACAACGUGGAAACAUUCCUGAACUCCACAUGCAGCUCAACCAUACAGUUCCUAGAAUAUGGUCUAAAUGUUGUGGCAACACACAGGAUUGAAGAUGGCGCGUUAGUAUGCGAGACCAUUGGAACAUUUUCACACCGUGACUUCAACGUAGACUACAAAGAAGAUAGCAAAUAUCAAGGACUUCAGGACUGGAAAACAGAUGCCCGCCUUGACGUCACUAGUCCAGUGUUCACUGAUGUUCACCUGCGUUAUCAAGAAAACGACACACAUCUCUUCUACUCAGCAGCCUCCCCAGCCACAGGCACUGUGGGCUUCUACUUGGAAGACAGUGAUGACAUUUUCAUAUGGAGCUUCUACUACCAACCUCAGUCCCCUCCAGUUAAAAAACUCAACAUAUUCAAAACUAAGUUGAUUUCCCUGGAAGCUGAUGAUGAAAUUCAGAUCGAAGUUAACUGGGAAGAAGAGGCAGCUUCCGGAUUGCUAAGCGCUCUAAGAGACAACGUGCCCAAGGCCACGGGGGCCCUUUAUGAUUAUGUCAACAAAUACCACCAGGAGUACACUGGACUAGACCUGCGAGACGCAUCUUCAAGACUAAGAAGAAGUCUGCAGAGGCAGGUCGACGAGAUGGCCAUGGAGCUCCAGAGAGCAGUCAAGAGCACCACUGGAACCUACCAGCAGUGGGAGGACAAGGCCCAGAGUCUUUACCAGGAGCUGUUGGCUCAGGAAGGCCAAAUCAAUUUCCAGAGAUGCAUGGAUAAGAUGUAUAACGACUCGGUACAAUAUUUUCAAGAAUUCUGUGGGACAGUCAUGAAACUCUUUGACUCACUCAUUGAUUACCUGAGGAACACCAGAUUCCAUCUCCCAGGAGGAGCUGAGACAUACACUGGAGAUGAACUCUGCAAUAUGGCCAUAAGGGAAGUAGUGAAUGCACUGUCCCAGGUCAAUUCUAAAAUCCAUGAUGGGUUAGAAAUACUCUCUUCCUAUUUCCAAGACCUAGAGAAGAAAUCUGAAUUUGUCAAGACCCUAAAGAUCAAAUUUCCUUUUUAUUCAAGAAGCCAUAAACUAAUAGAUGUAUUCCUGGGGAUUGUGGAAACACUGAAAUUUUUAUCACAAGAGGUCCAAAAGGCAUUUAAUGAGCUCCAGUCUGUCAAGAAUACAGAGAUGCUAACUUAUCUUCAGAAUAUUAUACUAAGCUUUCUCCAAGACAUAGAACAAGGAAUUAAACACUUAAAGGAGAAGACAUUUCUUUAUCUUAAUAAUGAUAUCAAAUCUGGGAUUAUCACAGUCUUCGGUGAACAUAUCCCAUAUGUUUUUAGAUUGCUGAAAGAAAACUAUGAUAAGUUUAAUGGAAUUAUUCAAAGCAAACUUCAGGACGCUUCUCAAGAGCUACAUCAGCUCUAUCAGUACAUAAAGGCUCUUCGGGAAGAAUAUUUCGACCCAAGUAUGGUUGGCUGGACAGUGAAAUAUUAUGAAGUUGAAGAAAAGAUAAUUACCUUGUUCAAGAACCUACUAGUUUUCCUUAAGGACUUCCAUUCUAAAUAUACCAGCAGGGCUGCUGGCUUUGCUUCCCAACUCUCAAAUCAAGUUGAAGAAUUUGUGCGCAAAAAUAUCCAGGAAUAUCUUAGCAUCCUUAUUGAUGCAGAAGGAAAAGGGAAAGAGAAGAUUGCAGAGCUUUCUUCCACUGCUCAGGAAAUAAUUAAAAGCCAGGCCACUGCAACAAAGGAAAUGAUUUCUGAUUACCACCAGCAGUUGAGAUAUAAGCUGCAGGAUUUUUCAGACCAACUCGCUGAUUGCUAUGAAAAAUUCAUUGCUGGCUCCAAAAGAUUGAUUGACCUGUCCAUUCAAAGCUACCGCACGUUUCUGAGAUAUGUCACCGAGUUACUGGAAAAGGUGCAAUCAACCUCAGUCAGUGGCAUGAACCCCUACAUAAAGGUUGCCCCAGGAGAACUUACUAUCACCAUCUGAUAUUUUUUAAAACAAUUCUCAUUUAUUCUUCUGCCCCAAUUAAAUUUCCACAUAGUUGGAUAAGAAAUCCAAACUGUAUAUACUGAUACAACAAUACAUUGAGCAAGGCCUUAUGAAAUGGGGUGACUUGCUGGGAGUCACUUGGCCAACAGUAUGUCACAGCUGGACCAUAAGGCAGCCCUGCAGCGGGCAGCGGGACACCAGCCGUUGCCCACAUGAAUCGCUCCUGCCCUGGAGCUGCCAUCUGGACUCCAAAGGUCUCUGAACUCUGGGGAACUGCAUUUUUGCAAGUUAAAGAAAAUCAGGAUCUGAGUUAUUUUGCUCAACUUGGGGCAGGGAGAACCAAAUAAAUGAAUUCUGGAUUGUGUA